Molecule: messenger RNA, 669 nt
Organism: Lutzomyia longipalpis
Lineage: Eukaryota; Metazoa; Arthropoda; Insecta; Diptera; Psychodidae
Gene: RpS18
Product: 40S ribosomal protein S18
Exons: 3
Coding region: 16-573 (185 amino acids)
Biological process (GO): translation
Cellular component (GO): cytosol; ribosome; small ribosomal subunit
Molecular function (GO): RNA binding; structural constituent of ribosome
Source: RefSeq, a predicted model, not a curated record
AACUUUACACAAUCGAUGAAUUCAUCGAUUUUUCAUGCUCAAAACUUCAGCUUGCUCGGCGGAAGUUCUGUCUCAGUCUUUUCCUGUGUGAAGUUGCACCACAAAGAAGAAAACAUGUCGUUGAUAGUUCCGGAGAAAUUCCAGCAUAUUCUGCGUUUCAUGAACACCAACAUCGAUGGCAAGCGCAAGGUGCCCAUUGCCAUGACUGCCAUCAAGGGUGUGGGGCGUCGGUACGCCAACAUUGCCCUCAAGAAGGCCGACGUGGAUCUCACGAAGCGUGCCGGAGAGUGCACCGAUGAAGAGGUCGAGCGCGUGAUGGCCGUGAUCCAGAAUCCACGUAUCUACAAGAUCCCGGAUUGGUUCCUCAACAGGCAGAAGGAUGUGACUGACGGCAAAUACUAUCAGCUCACAUCUGCCGUUCUCGAGUCGAAGCUCCGUGACGAUUUGGAGAGGCUCAAGAAGAUCUGCGCCCACCGUGGUCUCCGUCACCACUGGGGACUCCGUGUCAGGGGUCAGCACACCAAGACCACCGGACGUCGCGGAAGGACUGUCGGUGUGUCGAAGAAGAAGUAAAUUCACUCAAUUCUGUGGAUUUAUUCAACGAGACCUGGGGAUGUUGCUGUGCACAUUUUUAGGAAUCUGAAUAAAUUUUGCUUUGAUAAAUUCCAA